AGAAUAUCCUCGGGACCUCGGUCGGCGGCUCCCCGCAAAAAGUACCGUGUGGCUUUCUCCGCAGUAAAUCAUUCUGCAAGGAUUCAUAUGCUGCUUCCUUACCCGAUUAUUAUAAUAGUGCCAUGAUGUUUUAAAUGAACAACGUUUUCCCAGUUCUCCAUCUCAAGUCAAUCUACAGUAUUCCACACGGACUUUACUUCUCUCUCUCUCUAUCUCUCUCUCUCCUUUCUUCCCUCCUUAUCAAUUAGAGUCUCCGAUAACCACCUAUCGUCACAAUGGGCAAGAAAGCAACGUCUCCCGCCUAUGUCCUAGGUGUGGGCAUGACCAAAUUUAUCAAACCCCGGGGCAAGGUUGACUAUCAUGAGCUUGGUUUUGAGGCUGGUGUCAAGGCCAUGCUGGAUGCCCACAUCAACUACGACGAUGUUGAGCAAGGGGUUGCGUGCUACGUCUAUGGUGACAGUACCUGCGGCCAGCGUGUGUUUUAUCAGUUCGGUCUAACACAGAUUCCCAUUUACAAUGUUAACAACAACUGUUCAACGGGCUCCACUGGCUUGGCGAUGGCCCGUACGAUGGUUUCUCACGGUGCCGCCGACUGUGUUCUCGUAGUCGGUUUCGAGAAGAUGAGUCCUGGAAGCCUUCAGUCGGUUUACAAUGACCGAGAGAACCCCACCGGCUUGUUUGGAAUGAUGAUGGCUGAGACCAGGGGAGUCACGAACGCUCCUGGCGCAGCUCAAAUGUUUGGAAAUGCUGGUCGGGAGUACAUGGAGAAGUAUGGAGCGAAGAACGAAGACUUUGCCGAGAUAGGCCGUAUCAACCAUGAGCAUUCCAAGCGCAACCCGUACUCGCAGUUUCAGACCGAAUACACCCUUGAGCAGGUUCUCAAGGCGCCCAUGAUUCACGAGCCACUCACCAAGCUUCAGUGCUGCCCGACAUCGGAUGGCGCCGCUGCCGCUGUCAUCGUUUCCCAAGAAUUCCUGGAUGCUCGGCCGCAUCUCAAGGACCAGGCGAUCUUGAUUGCGGGUCAACAGCUGGCCACCGACAAUAGCACCCUAUACAACCGAAGUUCAAUUGACUUGAUGGGUUUCGGAAUGUCUCGUAAUGCUUGCCGAGCGGCUGCUAAGGAAGCCGGCGUGAAUGUAAAGGAUAUCAAGGUGUGCGAGUUGCACGACUGCUUUUCCGCUAAUGAGAUGAUAACGAUCGAUGCACUGGAGCUGUCCGAGCCCGGUAAGGCGCAUGAGAUGGUCCGUCGGGGCGACAUUACUUAUGGGGGGAAGAUGGUGAUUAAUCCAUCGGGAGGCCUCAUUUCAAAGGGUCAUCCGCUGGGAGCGACGGGUCUUGCGCAGUGCGCGGAACUGGUGUGGCACCUGCGUGGUUGGGCAAACAACCGGUUGAUUGAUGGAACGGAUUCCGCCCUGCAACACAACCUGGGUCUGGGAGGCGCAGUCGUCGUGACUGUCUACAAGCGAGCGGAUGGAAAAGUUGCGACGCUCGUGCCGUCGGACGCUGUUGGAAAGAUCAACGGUCUUGGCUACAACCCGGCUGUUGAAGCCAAGGGCUUCACAGCCGAGCAGGCAAAGACGGUAUUGAGUAAGAACCACAGCAGUGAGUGGGCACUAUCCGACACCCAGGACAGGGUUCUCGCUCGUUUCUAGAUCAAGGUCGGUGUGGAGUGCAAAAGGCGAUGAUAACCUUGUCACAGUCCUCUAUUGCGUUUGCCCUACCAUCUUCG
Molecule: messenger RNA, 1729 nt
Organism: Aspergillus caelatus
Lineage: Eukaryota; Fungi; Ascomycota; Eurotiomycetes; Eurotiales; Aspergillaceae
Product: putative sterol carrier protein
Exons: 2
Coding region: 276-1652 (458 amino acids)
Molecular function (GO): acyltransferase activity, transferring groups other than amino-acyl groups
Source: RefSeq, a predicted model, not a curated record